AUGGAGCAGAUGGACGAUUUAACGUCACGCCUGAGAGACAUCCUACUAGAUCCAGACGAUGUCAAGAUGGAAACCUAUCAACCCGAUCCCACAGCUACCUGCAGCAUCCCAGCCACCGACGAGAACCCGCUCUGCCACGGAUGCCAAACCCUCUGCACAGAGCUCGAGCCUUACAUCGAAAAAGAAGCCAGUCUUCAGCCCGAACCCAAGCCCCCACAUCGCAGAGGCAGCAUCAAACUAACGAAGCUCAAGCGCACCAUUCACCCAGACGAACUCCGCCAGACCUCCUACCCAUUCACCUGGUUCAUGUCCACCGAUUUCCACCGAGUCCCUGAUGACACCCUGGUCGACGAAAUGGGAGAGCAUCUACUGCAUGUCCUGCCGUACAUAAUCGUGGGGAAUGUCCGCGUUCACGCAGCCUUGGUUGAGAAUGUUGAAAAUGGGGACCGUGUUACUGCGCAUUUCAUGGUUGAUGCCGACAAUGGCGUUAUCCCGGAGAAGAAGUGGUUUCUUGGGAUGUGGAUGCGCUAUGCGGCGGACUUUGAGUCUCUGGAAAUUUACUGUGGUGGAAGUGACCCUUUGAGGAGGCGACUGUUGUUUUUUAAGGCUGCUCUUGAUGUGGAUGAGUUGAGUCUGGAAUAUGAUGUUGCUUAA
Messenger RNA from Aspergillus puulaauensis, 654 nucleotides. RefSeq lists its product as uncharacterized. The transcript has a single exon. Lineage: Eukaryota; Fungi; Ascomycota; Eurotiomycetes; Eurotiales; Aspergillaceae. The record is from RefSeq and is a predicted model, not a curated record. The coding region runs from base 1 to 654 and encodes 217 amino acids.